Anoplopoma fimbria (sablefish) is the source of this 2494-nucleotide messenger RNA. It is a transcript of the gene hand2, whose product is annotated as heart and neural crest derivatives expressed 2. The record is from RefSeq and is a predicted model, not a curated record. NCBI's taxonomy places the organism in Eukaryota, Metazoa, Chordata, Actinopteri, Perciformes, Anoplopomatidae. Gene Ontology annotation, biological process: regulation of transcription by RNA polymerase II; heart development. Gene Ontology annotation, molecular function: protein dimerization activity; RNA polymerase II transcription regulatory region sequence-specific DNA binding; DNA-binding transcription factor activity, RNA polymerase II-specific.
AGCGGCCUUCGGGGCCACUGUAGACAGGACCAGCCCGAGUCUGUCCUGCCGCUGCACGGAAUACCGAGCGUCACGGUCGCACCACGCGCGCUGUCUCCGUCGGAAGCCGCUGGCAGAUCACUGGAGAUGCAAACAUCUGCUGUGCGCGGCCGCUAAGCAGCGAGGACGAGCCUACUGCUGCAGCAUCCGAGGAGGACCUGCUUGUGUGCGUGCGUGCGUGACUGAGUGCGUGCGUGCACGAGUGUGUGUGUGUGUGUGUGUGUGUGUGUGUGUGUGUGUGUGUGUGUGUGUGUGUGUGUGUGUGUGUGUGUGCGUGUGUGUGUGAGUGCGUGUUUUGCGUGUCGCUAUGAGUCUCGUGUCGGGCUUCCCUCACCACCCGGUCAUGCACCACCACGACAGCCACCACUACCCCCUGCACGCGGCGGCGGCCGGUCGGUGUCACGAGGACACCGGGGCCCCUCCGUACUUCACGAGCUGGCUGAUCAGCCACGCGGAUAUGUCUCCAACCGAAUAUAGCCUCGCGCCCGGCUACAGCCCAGAGUACCACGGCAACAGCGGCAGCGGGUCCACGCACGGCCUGGACCCGCACCAUCACCACCAUCACCAUUACGGGACCGGCGGCUUGGUUCCGGGAGCCGGCGCCAUCUCGGUGAACGGAGCCACUGUCGGCAUGCACCCGCACCACACGCACCCGCGGCCGGUGAAGCGGAGACCCACGGCCAACCGUAAGGAGAGGCGGCGGACCCAGAGCAUCAACUCGGCCUUCGCGGAGCUGAGGGAGUGCAUCCCCAACGUCCCGGCCGACACCAAGCUGUCCAAGAUCAAGACGCUGCGGCUGGCCACCAGCUACAUCUCCUACCUAAUGGACAUCCUGGACAAGGACGGGCAGCACGGAGAUACGCAGGCCUUUAAGGCCGAGCUGAAAAAAACAGAGGCCCGGGAGGAACGGAGGAAGAGAGAGGCGGUGGAGAUCCCGAAGACAACAUCAGCAACCUCAUCGUCGUCCUCCUCUUCAGCGGGCGAUAAGAAGAGUAAAGGGCGGACGGGUUGGCCUCAACACGUCUGGGCUCUGGAACUCAAACAGUAGCGCUCGCCUCCCUCGCGCAGCCUCGGCCGCCUCCAGCUCUGUCCUUGAGGAGAGUGAUGGGACAGUGAUGACGCGCUCUGGUGACCCGGUGGCAGUCAGAUCUCUCUGGACCUCGAGGCUGUCCGCUUCCCCCGGAGCGGUGGACGCUGUGUGACGCUCACUUCAUUUUGGUUGGAUUUCUUCAUAGAACAAAACUUCAGAUGUAUGAUCCCCCCCCUACCACCACCACCACCAACAACACCACCAACAACAACACCACCACCACCACCACCACCACCACCACCACAACAACAACAACAACAACAACAACUUUCAUCAGCAAAGGCGCCUUUUUGCGGGUUUGUUCUGUGGGUUUGACCCUGAACCCGUGUUUCCCCUUUAAAUCUGACCACAUGAAACUGUCGCACAAUAAAUUGUCUAUAUUUCCAAGUGUUCAUUUGAAUUUAGAAACAUUUACACAAAAAGAAAAUCGACAUAAUAGCCUAUGGAUUGAACAAAUGGACAUAUUCUAGAUGGAAAUUGUCAUUCGGCAUUUGAAUUCAACAAGCUAUUAGAUGUCAGUGGAAACUUCGUGAUUGGCUUAUGUAAAAUAGCAGUCAGUGUCCUUAAGCUUGGACAAGCAGCUGUUUGGGUGGGAAAUAAUAGAUAAUCUAUACACUUGAGCCCGAGGAUCAAUAGGAUCCAUACUACCCCCUCUGAUAAAUCACAGCUCUCUAAUGAAAUGGAUGCUAACUGGUGGAUGGGGAUGUAUGCCGAAUUAAAGAGAGUGGUCUUUAAAAACCUACUGGGUUAAGUCCUGCCGGAUGUGUGGCCUUCACGUCUCCAGUGAGCAGAGCAGCUUCAGCGGCAGAUUGUGAACGCAGCGUGGCGGAGCCUGUGGGGGGGGAUGAGGACAUGCAGAGUCGUUCCUCUCUCUCUCUCUCUCUCUCUCUCUCUCCUCAAAACACCCACCACGCAACCACACACCACCCUCUCUCUCUGUCUCUCUCUCUCUCACACACACACACACACACACACACACACACACACACACACACACACACGCACACACAGACACGCAAAUACACGCACACGCGGGUGUCGACGUGCGCUCUGCUUUAUUUAACGGAAUAUAUUUAUGUGCAAUGCGGCCGUUAGAAGGACCCAGACAGCCAUAGGUCUACCGAUGUCUGACAGCGGGCAUUUGCUGACCUUUGAUUAAAACGACAAGGUGUAUGUGAAGUUCUCUCUCUCUCUCUCUCUCUCUCUCUCUCUCUCUCUCUCUCUCUCUCUUCUGUCCUUACAAUUUAGGGUUGUAAAUGUAAAUGACGUCACAAUAAUGACGACGUGUCCAUGUUGUGGUGUUAAAAAUGUGGUUGGAGUCUAGAUGAUGCUUUAUGUUGGAUGUAAACAGUGACAUGAAUUGAA